AUGGAGAAAGCGGCUUUUUCGGAGCCAGGGCCCGAGACCCGCCAGAAUGCUUCCGACCCCCACCAGCCAGACCGGUUCGAGGAAAGGCGCAUUUCCUCCGCAUCCCACCCCCGCACGGAUCUGGAGAACUUCCCCGAGCGGAUGGCGGCCACCGCGCAGGGUCUCUCGACAACGACAUCCGUAGCUGACACCGGUGCGAAUCCGGAUGACUACCCCGAAGGUGGGAGGCAGGCUCUCAUUGUACUCUUCGGGGCCUGGUGCGUUCUGUUCUGUACUUUUGGCUUGGGAAACAGCAUUGGCGUCUUUCAAACGUACUAUGUGACCGAUGCCCUUCGCGAAUACAGUUCAUCCACCAUAUCGUGGAUUACCAGCUUUAUGCAAUGGACUUUGAACUUCAUGCCCAUCGUCUGGGGAUUUGCCUUUGAUAAAUGGGGUCCACGGUGGCUUCUCAUCUGUGGAUCGAUAACCUACGUCUUUGGCAUAAUGAUGGUCUCCCUGGGAUCCGAGUACUUCCACUUCUUCCUCGCCCAAAGCAUCGUCUGUCCCAUCGGCGCCAGCGCUGUAACGAGCGCGAGCAUGUCAUGCCUCGUAACAUGGUUCCAUCGUCGUCGUGCAACUGCUUUCGGCAUCAUGAUGUCUGGGUCCUCUGUCGGUGGCGUCAUUUUGCCAAUCAUGAUCCCGCGAAUGAUUGAGAGUGUUGGGUUCCCGUGGGCGAUGCGUGCCGUUGGCUUCAUGUUUCUCUCUCUUCUGGCAAUCGCGUGCUUCACCGUAAGGUCCCGCCUGGCACCUCAGACGAAGCCCGUGGACAUGAAGGAGUACUUCCGGGGCAUUCGGGAACCUACAAUGAUGUCCACUGUCUUCGGUCUAUUCUUAGUCUUCUGGGGUCUAUUUGUUCCCUACGCCUUUGUUAUCUUGCAAGCCAAGGCGCAGGGUAUGGACGACGGUUUGGUCAUCUACUUGCUGCCCAUCAUGCAUGCCGUAGGCUUAAUCGGGCGUGUCAUUCCAGGCCUAGUAGCCGACAAAAUAGGCCGCUACAACAUCAUGAUCAUCCUCGCCACCCUCACCGGCAUCGCGUGCCUGGCCCUGUGGAUCCCAAUCAAGAGCAACGCCGGCAUUCUAGUCUUCACAGCGGCCUUUGGCUUCCUCUCGUCAGGGCUGACCUCCAUCGGUCCGACGCUGAUUGCCCAGAUUUCAGAUAUUCGAGAGAUUGGCGCCAGGACUGGCACGGCUUUCGCGUUCCAGUCGUUUGGCGCGCUUACGGGGAGUCCGAUUGCGAGUGCGAUUGUCGAUGCGCGGGGAGGGGAUUAUUUGGGUCUACAGCUGUUUUGUGGGUUUUCGAUCCUUGCUUCAGCGGGGGUGUUUGCUUCCGCGCGGUACGUUCAGGCUGGUGGGUUUGAGCUUAAGAAGGUUUGA
Messenger RNA from Colletotrichum tamarilloi, 1413 nucleotides. Its product is annotated as riboflavin transporter MCH5. The record is from RefSeq and is a predicted model, not a curated record. The coding region runs from base 1 to 1413 and encodes 470 amino acids. Lineage: Eukaryota; Fungi; Ascomycota; Sordariomycetes; Glomerellales; Glomerellaceae. The transcript is spliced from 3 exons. Gene Ontology annotation, biological process: transmembrane transport. Gene Ontology annotation, molecular function: transmembrane transporter activity. Gene Ontology annotation, cellular component: membrane.